CCUGCCUGCCUCCAGCAGAGAGCGGUGAGUGGUUGGAUGUGAGCGCCACCGACCUGCUGCUGUCUCUACUUCCAGAUCGAAGAUGGCGGUCUCGGUGUUCCCCGGCGUGCGGCUCCUCUCCAUCGGAGACGCGAACGGAGACAUCCAGCGGCACUCGGAGCAGCAGCCCCUGCGGCUAGAAGUGAAAACCUCGCAGGACGCGGCCCUCAUCAAUCUCUCCAAUGGAGAGGAGGCGAGUGUGUUCAAGUGUUCGGUUUCCAGGGAGACGGAGUGCAGCCGCGUGGGGAAGCAGUCGUUCAUCAUCACACUGGGCUGCAACAGCGUCCUGCUGCAGUUCUCCUCACCUGCAGACUUUCAGUCCUUUUAUAACCUCCUGAAGAAUUGUCGUGGACAUCUUAGUGAGCACUCAGUCUUCAGUGACAGAACAGAGGAGUCCUCUGCUGUACAGUAUUUCCAGUUUUAUGGCUACCUCUCCCAGCAACAGAACAUGAUGCAGGACUAUGUUCGGACAGGGACUUACCAGCGGGCUAUUCUCCAGAACCACACUGACUUUAAGGAUAAGGUGGUGCUGGAUGUGGGGUGUGGCUCGGGGAUUCUCUCUUUCUUUGCAGCUCAGGCUGGAGCCAGAAAGGUCUACGCUGUGGAGGCCAGCACCAUGGCACAGCAUGCUGAGGUGCUGGUGAACAGUAACCGUCUAGGGGAGCGUGUGGUCGUCAUCCCGGGGAAGGUGGAGGAGGUGACGCUGCCCGAGCAGGUGGACAUUAUCAUCUCAGAGCCCAUGGGCUACAUGCUGUUCAACGAGCGCAUGCUGGAGAGCUACCUGCAUGCCAAGAAGUUCCUCAAACCCAAUGGUAAAAUGUUCCCCACCAUCGGAGACGUCCACUUGGCCCCCUUCACAGACGAGCAGCUCUAUAUGGAACAGUUCACCAAGGCCAACUUCUGGUACCAGCCCUCCUUCCACGGCGUAGACCUCUCUGCCCUGCGAGGGGCAGCGGUGGACGAGUAUUUCCGCCAGCCAAUUGUGGACACAUUUGAUAUCCGUAUUCUGAUGGCCAAGUCGGUCAAAUACACGGUUAACUUCCUGGAGGCCAAAGAAGACGAUCUCUACAGGAUAGAGAUUCCCUUUAAGUUCCACAUGAUGCACUCAGGCCUGGUGCACGGCCUGGCUUUCUGGUUUGAUGUGGCAUUCAUGGGAUCAGUGAUGACGGUAUGGCUGUCCACGGCACCCACAGAGCCUCUCACCCACUGGUAUCAGGUGCGCUGUCUGCUGCAGUCUCCUCUCUUCACCAAGGCUGGGGACACGCUGUCCGGCACUGCACUGCUGGUGGCCAACAAGAGACAAAGCUACGACAUCAGUAUUGUUGCCCAGGUGGACCAGACAGGAUCAAAGUCCAGCAACCUCCUGGACUUGAAGAACCCCUUUUUCAGGUACACAGGCACCACCCCCAACCCCCCUCCUGGCUCACACUACACCUCCCCAUCUGAGAACAUGUGGAACACAGGGGCGGCCUACAGCAUGAGUCAGGGGAUGGCUGUAUCAGGGAUGCCAGCAGCUUAUGACCUCAGCACAGUCAUCGGCAGCGGCCCGUCAGUGUCUCACAACAACCUCAUCCCCCUGGUGAACACAGGGAUUGUAAACCACACCCACUCCAGGAUGGGCUCCAUCAUGAGCACAGGAAUUGUCCAGGGAGCCACUACGGGCCAGUCGGGUCCCAGCAGCAGCGGUACUUACUAUCCCGUCACCAACCAGUUCACCAUGGGGGGUGCUGCCAUCUCCAUGGCCUCGCCUAUGGUCAUCCCCAGCAACACCAUGCAUUACGGCAGUUAAGACGAAGACCUGUUUGACCUCCCCGCAUGACAAGAGAUCCCCGACCCCCCCACCACCACCCUCCAACCCUGACUGAUCCACCAACCGCAGCCAAAACCAGUAUACCAAAACCAGUGCUGUGCUGGCACUUCUUCCCUCAUUUAUCGCCCUCUUUCUACUCUGUUCAGUCCAUCGCUAGAUGAACGGUCGAACGCUCUCGUAUCCGUCCAGACUCUUGUCUUGCUGAAAGCUGAGGCCUCCUUUCAUCCCUCUUCUUGGAUUCAUUGAGACUGUACCACGUCUGAGAUGCACAGCAGCUGGGUCCCACCUCCCUCCCUCAACAUGUCCCUCCACUCACCGCCUUCCUCCGUUUAUUUUUUUAAUGUGUGUCAUGACCCUUAAAGUGUUUGUCCACUCCUAAGAAUCAGAGUUGCCAGAUACCAGCAUCAUCCCCUUCCCACCAUCCUCCACACCACAGCGAAGCUUUUCAGUUGUGCAGCAGGACACUAUUAUCAUCAUCAUCUUCAUCAUCAGUGCUCUUCGCUGGGCUGCCACCUCAGCUUUUCAUAUCGGAUCCGAUCUUCAAGGCUCCUCUGAAGAGACUGACUCACGCCAGACAAAACACUUCCUUCAGUCACAUAAAAACAUAUUUUCCCUGCGUUAUCUUAGUUUACUCAUGCAGUUUGGUUUCAGGCAGAGGCAGAGAUAUCAGAAACUGAAACCACCUGCAUGGCUCGGCACCCUAAGGAACCCGUAGAAAAUGUGAUUUUUUUUUUACCGACUGGGACAAACUGAUCCUUCAAGUUCUGCUCAGAAGCUUUGGUGUUGCUGUAUUCCGCUAAAGUUCACAUAAAGUUUUGGGAGAACAACGCGCCGGUCACCUUCCAUGUUGAGCAACGAGAUAAACAGGAACCACUAAGAACUUUUCGUCUGUCGCUGGUUCUAAUCCUGUUUGCUAAUUUCUCAGCAUCACUAUGUUGACCGGAAAUGUCGAUGCUAGCUACGCCUAAGUGAUAGUUGGCCUCAGUAGAGCGUCGCGUAAAGGGGAAGUUAUUCUCUCUUUUUAAAGCUGCAUGAACUUAAACGGUGAAUGUGAAACCAGAAAGUUAUUACAAUGAACUCAUGAAUGAACACAAUACAGGAUUAUUCAAAAAAAAAUAACCAAUUUCAAUAUUUUAAUAAGGAAAAGCAACAGAAAACUCCAGCCAAGUCACAAGUAUUCUACUCACAAUCAACUUUUAUUUCCUGUCUUAUAAAUGUUCAACGUGGAUCGCUGCUGCCAUUCGAUGACCUUAAACAUCAAAUUAAAGUUGAUUAUGAGUAGAAUACUUGUGACUUGGCUGGAAUUUUCUGUUGCUUUUCCUUCUUAAAAUAUUGCAUAAUGGAAUUGGUUCAUUCUUUUUCAAUAACCCUGUAUUUUGACAGCCCAAACUUCACCAUCUGUUUUGCACCGUUUAUCAGUUUUUCUACAAUAAUGAAUGCCUCCUCUGUGUUCACCAGGUAGCUGCUAGAGUUGUUUUAGUUGCGUUAGAGAAAUUUUACUAGAAAUGUUUUCCUCCUCUGUUUCUUGUCUGGCAGUAGGAGGGCGGGGUGUAUGUCCUGUCCUCAUAGUGGUACCACAACUUACUAGGAGCUGGUGGAAGACGUUUUAUGUCGGCUAGAUUACCUGUCCCGCCUCCAGUUUCAGCCCCGAGUUCAAACAUUGAAAUUAAUAAUAAAAAAUGACUUUUUUAAUCUGCGAGUUUGAUGGCAAACCAGCAUGUUUCCUGUGAUGCUGGACAGUUUGAAGCUUCUACAGGGUCUGAUUCUCUCACUUCGUAGGCAGAGUUAAGGCCUCAGAAUGCUUCAAACCAAGUCGGUUGCGUGAUGAAUCGUGUGAUCCUGUUUGGAGGAACGUGUUUAGCUGGUCUGACCUCAGGAUGAGCCAUAAACCUGCUGUCAGUACAGGAACUCUGGGUGUUUGUUGUCAGCACAGUGAAUUGCACAAAGCGUUUCAGUUGUUGCACUUGCUUGUACUCAAAACGUGAUAGAAGUAGUUGAAUGAAUAAAGUUUAAAUGGAGUUUUAGAGGGAAAGUGGAACCUUGCUUUCACACAAUUACAUAAUCUGCUAAUUUCUGUGGAGGCAAAGCAUCUGAUUUUGUGAUCAUCCAGAGGAACUAUUAGCGACUAGUGGAUGAUUCCAGAGUUCUCUCGAUGCCCGACAUGGAAGGUGACCAACAGGACAGUCUGGUAAAAAACUUGUGUUCAAGCUUCAGUCCUGUUGAAACAUGAAACGCACUUUCUGCUGCUCCCGUCGCCCGGUUUCUUCCCCCGAUAGCCGUUUCUAGCUGAGAGGACGUUGCAGCAGCCGUUUGUUGAGCCAGAUCACUCCGGCACAGUUGGAGGAAGCAGAUUCGAUGAACGAACCAGUGAGGACCGAUGACCCGGGAGGCAGCCAGCCGGUUGCCAGAAGGAGGGAAGCUGUGCUGGAUCGGCAGCGUCCUAGUUUACAUCCUCCCCAACCUCCUCUGAGACUGUGAGACUGUCGCUAAGAGACUUCGAUGUGGAGGCGUGGGAGCCGGGGCCUGUCCACCCUCCUCCCUCCUCGUCUGUUCACCACGUAUGACCUCCAACAUAUCAUCUCCCCGACACGCCCCGCGCCCUCGUCCCUUUUUUAUCAGUCAAGGAAAGAAGGACUGACACAUUUAUGCAUUGCUUCCAGUGUCACAACUAUUGGAAUUUCUGAGUUUAGCGAGUUGUAAGAGAGCUGAUGGAAAAAAAAAAAUCUCUUUGUAGGAUUAACCUUUUUGUUGUCUUUAUUUUUGUUUUAUUUUUCCUUUCACAAAAAACAAACGAUUAAAAAAAAAAGAGAGCGCAAAUUAAAUGUGGCAAAGUUGUUCCAAAACCCAUCCUGGAAUCAGGUGUUGUAGUACUUUUAAUUAAUAGACUGUGGACACGCCAGAUGUUUACCGUGUGCUAGCUAGCCGUUAGCCAUCAUGUCCCUUCUGUCAUGGAAUCAUUGCUGUGUAGUUGAAUAGUGGCAUCCACUCUGAUCAUGUAUGAGGAAGACUGUGUGUCAUGUUCUGUCAUUUCUGUGUGUUUACCAACCAGUAAUAACACCUUUUCACUGUCUGA
This is a messenger RNA of Amphiprion ocellaris (clown anemonefish), 4922 nucleotides long. It is a transcript of the gene carm1, whose product is annotated as coactivator-associated arginine methyltransferase 1. Gene Ontology annotation, biological process: peptidyl-arginine methylation. The record is from RefSeq and is a predicted model, not a curated record. Bases 83 to 1828 code for a protein of 581 amino acids. Lineage: Eukaryota; Metazoa; Chordata; Actinopteri; Pomacentridae. Gene Ontology annotation, molecular function: protein-arginine N-methyltransferase activity. The transcript has 16 exons.